AUGCUUGCUUGGGAGGGUGCCAUUUUGGCGGGAGCUUUCCUGGUCGCCAUCGCUCAUGUGGCUGCGAGCGCUUACAUGAUGGAACGCUUUGACGAGCGGACACGGCGCACCAGCCUGGUUCGGUAUUACCAACAACGUACAGAGCUGGCGGCGGAGGCUGUACGGCACCUGCAGGAGUCAAUCGACUACUACUCGCGUCACACAGCCGCAGUGGAGCGCCAGCUGGAGUGCAGUACGGCAGGCUCCAGAGAGUGUCGUAGACGACUGGCGGAGCGGCGGCGGCAGUUGGAGGCGGAGGUGACGGCGAGCCUGGCGGGCGGCGGCAGCGGAGGAGGAGGAGGAGGGCCUCUGGCAGCGGCUCUGGCACCGUGUCGGGCGCUGUACUUAAGAUGGCAGUUAGACCGCUGGCGACGGGAGUUAGAGCACUGGGACGCAGGCGCACACCAUUUAGAGCAGUCGCUGGCUCACGACCAGCGGCUUGUCAACACGGCCCGGGACAAGCUCCGGUCUCUCGUUCGAGAACUCCGCAAAGAGGCGACCACGUACGACACCCUGUACUCGCGGCUACAGGCCUGGCGGAACUACAGCUGCCGUACGGUGGUAUUUUCUGGGGGCGGCCAGCUGCCGACGAUAUUGCCGGAGCUGGGCCUGUACGGCAGCGCUGAGGAGCCUCGUCGUCGCCACCGGGGCGGCCAAGGCACGGAUUCCGCCGCCGACGGCGACGGCGACGGGAAUAAAGACGAUGUGGCGGAUGGGGAUGGCUGUAACACUGACGUCACCGCUAGCGGCGGGGUCUGUGAGGUUGGCGGCGGCGGCGGCGGCGGCGGCGGCGCCGGGGGUACAGAAUCCAGCGGCAGUGCGGUGAUAUGGUGUUGGACAAUGCAGAUUUACACUCCACGAUGGAUGGAUGACGAUGAUGACGCGGGACUGGACCUCCUGUCAUCGACACCACGUGGGGCGGAGGCGCCCGGUGAUCGAGAGGAGGACGAUUAUGAUGAUGAUGAUGAUGAGGAGGAGGAGGAGGGGGAGGGCGGCGAGCAUGGGGCCGGCGGCAGUGGCGGCCUUCCCGGUUUUUUAGCGGAGCUAUGGGGCCUCGGCGGGACGCACCGCUCGUAGAGGUCAUCGUAGGACCGUAGCGCUGACUACUAGACGUGUAUCGUUUCUUGGCAGGGCCCAAUGCUGUCCAAAUGUCUAUGUUCUUAUAGUGGUAAAUCGCUGCUCUAAAAACGAACGUGUCCGCUUGCCAGAUUGUAAGGCAGUUAGAAAGUCAAUAGAAAGUCGAGGUCUUGUGGCUUGAGGCUUAUGACCCGCCUGGGUGGGUAUGUGACCCGCCUGGGUGGGUAUGGUCGUGGUAAUGGUGGUGUAUAUUAUGUUAGUGGCGGCAAGGAGGGACCUGGAGAGCCGUUCGUGAACGGCGAAAGACAGAAGCACCCAAGCGUUACCCCCGCGCCAAGGUGGUUACUAGCAGGGCCUUUUCUUACGCGCGUGCGUUUUGCUAUGGGGCUGUCAGACAUGAUGUCAGGAGGGCAUAACGAGGAAACCUGUGUAGCUGAUCCGAAACUUGUCCCCGACAAGUUGGGUGUUUGGAUCUCCGGGGCGAAUCGUGACAAAUUCGUGAUAUCCAUUUUCGUAAAGCUCGGCGAAG
Molecule: messenger RNA, 1645 nt
Organism: Volvox carteri f. nagariensis
Lineage: Eukaryota; Viridiplantae; Chlorophyta; Chlorophyceae; Chlamydomonadales; Volvocaceae
Exons: 6
Coding region: 1-1116 (371 amino acids)
Source: RefSeq, a predicted model, not a curated record